GGGCGGAGCUGAGGUGCGGGUGCUUCGGAGCGGGGCUGGUGGCGGCUGCGCUGAGGGGACGGUGACCAUGGCGGAUCCUGAAGCGGGGGUCGUGCCCAAGCCCCGGCGGGUGCAAGAUGACUCCAGUGGUGGCCUUGGGCUGUGUGGAUGGAUCCUGGUGAUCGCUUCCCUCUUCUUCACUGUUAUCACAUUUCCUGUAUCCAUCUGGUUGUGCAUAAAGAUUAUAAAGGAGUACGAGCGAGCCAUCAUAUUCAGACUUGGACGCAUCCUGAAAGGGGGAGCAAAGGGACCAGGUUUGUUUUUUGUCCUGCCCUGCACAGACAACUUCAUCAAAGUUGAUAUGAGGACCAUCUCUUUCGAUAUUCCUCCCCAGGAGAUCUUGACCAAGGACUCUGUGACAGUGAAUGUGGAUGGAGUGGUUUAUUACAGAGUUCAGAACGCCACCCUCGCCGUGGCAAACAUCACAAACGCUGACUCAGCCACACGUCUUUUAGCACAGACGACUCUGAGGAAUGUUCUGGGGACCAAAAACCUCUCCCAGAUUCUGUCUGAUCGUGAAGAGAUCGCACACAGCAUGCAGGCCACACUUGAUGAGGCAACAGAUGACUGGGGCAUUAAGGUGGAACGUGUGGAGAUCAAGGAUGUGAAAUUACCUAUCCAGCUGCAGAGAGCAAUGGCUGCAGAAGCUGAAGCUGCCCGAGAGGCCAGAGCCAAGGUCAUUGCAGCUGAGGGGGAAAUGAAUGCUUCCAGGGCCCUGAAAGAGGCAUCCAUGGUUAUCACAGAGUCUCCAGCUGCUCUUCAGCUUCGUUACUUGCAGACCUUGACCACCAUUGCUGCAGAAAAGAACUCCACCAUCGUCUUCCCAUUGCCCAUAAACAUGCUGCAGGGCCUCAUAGGUGCCAAUCGCUAGGUAGGGUGGGAGAGGUAGAGUGGGCUUUUUGCUACAGUAUAUGUUUGCAGC
This is a messenger RNA of Melopsittacus undulatus (budgerigar), 961 nucleotides long. It is a transcript of the gene STOM, whose product is annotated as stomatin. The record is from RefSeq and is a predicted model, not a curated record. NCBI's taxonomy places the organism in Eukaryota, Metazoa, Chordata, Aves, Psittaciformes, Psittaculidae. The transcript has 7 exons. Bases 68 to 910 code for a protein of 280 amino acids. Gene Ontology annotation, cellular component: plasma membrane.